This is a messenger RNA of Cuscuta campestris, 1385 nucleotides long. The record is from the annotation of a GenBank genome assembly. NCBI's taxonomy places the organism in Eukaryota, Viridiplantae, Streptophyta, Magnoliopsida, Solanales, Convolvulaceae.
UCAGAUACGCACAGAGUACCCAAAUUUGGAAACAAAAACAUAAUCAUCGAAUGAUAAUUCGAACAACGGGAAAAAAAUUAAGUUUCCAAAACCGAUUACACUUGUUGCUUACUUGCGAAUCACUCUCCUCUAAUCCAAUCCUACACGAGCUAAUAUACCAUACAUCACUGCCGCCUAUAUAAACACACUAAUUCCCAUUACUAACUCUUCAUUCAUUCCUUCAUUCAUUCAUCUCUAAUCUUCUUGGCCCAUCCAAGAAGAGAAUAUUCAAACACGUUCAAACCCUUAUAUCUUUUCCUCCCGCCAUGGAAGUUGCCGUUUAUCAGAACCCUAAUAAUCCUCCCGUUGCUGUAUCCGAAGCUCCACCGCCAGUUGGUUAUAGGUUCCAACCAACGGAUUCCGAACUUCUUGACCAUUACUUGAGGAGGCUGAUCCACGGGCUACCGUUGCCCGUGUCGUACCCGAGAAUCAUCCGUGCCAAUGUCUACGCGGAUCACCCUUAUGCCAUCUGGAGUCCAGGAGCCGCUCACGACGACACGGGCAGUGGGGCCGAGCUGCACUGUUACUUCUACACCGCACUGCAAAGCGCUAACAAUAAUGGCGGCAAAAAGAUGGGAAGAAGGGUUGGGGCACAUGGGACUUGGCACAUGUCCUGCACUAGGGAAACCAAGGUUAAUAAUAAUGCAGAUCAGGUUUUGGGGUACAACAAGUACUUCAACUACAAGCCAAACACAAUUCAUCGCGGAGACGUGGAAUACGAGUGGGGCAUGCACGAAUUCACCUUGCACGAUUGUUCCAAUAAAUAUGCAUUGUGCAAGAUUACCAGGAGGAUGAGGAAGAAGAAGUUGAUGGGCGCUGUUGAUGAAUCAGUCAUGUUGUCUAACCAACAGCAACAAGGAGAUCAUACUGGUUUUGGUGAAAUUGUUCUUUCUUCCAAUCGUGGCGAUCCUGAAAAGAGCCCGAACCUGGAAGUUUCCCCGGAAUCAAUAACAUGUUGUUUUGAUAAGGUGUCUGCUCAUGAUGAAGUUGGCUCUUCUUCUUCUUCUCCUUCUUCUACUUUUACAUCAGGACUGGGGGGUCAACCUCAACAACCGCACAUGGAUCAUUGCCAAGGAUCAAUAGUGACGAUGACCACCUCUUCUGUCACUUUUGAAUUGGAAGAUUUUGGGGACAUUUUCCUGGAUUUGGGGGACUUGCCGGACUUCAUACAGCUUGACGACGUCAGAGAAGAGGACUAUCAGCAAAACACUGCCUGUAAGAGAGGUCGCGUCGAAGAAGGAACCGGCGGGUGUGUUGAGCACGACCAACACGCACAUGAUGAUGCCGGAGCGGAUGGAGCGAAAAGGUGUAAGCAUUGCUGACACUGAUUGGAGUAUACGUCCCAA